This is a messenger RNA of Silurus meridionalis, 4774 nucleotides long. RefSeq names its product ring finger protein 217 (gene rnf217). The coding region runs from base 313 to 1890 and encodes 525 amino acids. Gene Ontology annotation, molecular function: zinc ion binding; ubiquitin protein ligase activity; ubiquitin conjugating enzyme binding. The record is from RefSeq and is a predicted model, not a curated record. The transcript has 7 exons. NCBI's taxonomy places the organism in Eukaryota, Metazoa, Chordata, Actinopteri, Siluriformes, Siluridae. Gene Ontology annotation, biological process: positive regulation of proteasomal ubiquitin-dependent protein catabolic process; ubiquitin-dependent protein catabolic process; protein polyubiquitination. Gene Ontology annotation, cellular component: cytoplasm; ubiquitin ligase complex.
GGUCAUUACGGUAAAUGUGCCCUAGCACUCUAACGAGGGAACGUGACGCUCGAUAAACUGAUCUUCUCUCCUUCAGGUUUCUUCAACAUGACUGAUGAUGUUGCGGUGUGAACGUCCCGAGGUGUUUCUUUGGUUCACUUUCAACAAGCAGACCGGUUUCCAGUGUCUGUCGGGAGCUCGGAUGGAGUGAACCGGGAUUUGUUUUUGUGUGUGAAGCAGAGCCGGAAGUCGGAGCUUCAUGGCAGUUGGGCUCCUGGUUGAGAGUUUGAGACAAGGCGAGUUUCCCGAUGUGGAUUCGUGCGUGUGUCGGGGAUGGGAGAUGAUCUCGGCUGCGUGAAUGUGGCUUCGAAAAAUAUGCUCAGUUUCACCGGUUCCGACGGAGAACCCGUGGGGAAUGUCGCGGACGUGGCUGUGGAAGUUGAGACGCCAAGCUCUGAUUUUGGAGAAGAAGACGGCGAGAAGAAGGAGCCCAGAGUGGCUAAUGUUUUGGACUUCCAGCACUGCAAGAACGAAAGCAACGAUGAAGACGCACACAGGAGACCAUCUCCGGUAGAAAUCCUGAAGAGGAACUUCGGAAUUCCGAAACCAUCCCUACGUGACCGUGAUGUGGAAAGAGAGCUGGAGAUAGUCGACUCCAUGCUGGAGAACUUGGGCCACAGAAGGUUGGCUGGGAACCCCAGGACUCGAUGUAGCUCCUCUUUCCAAGAUGGAGAAGAAAGCUCGGAAAUCCCAGAUUUCUUAACAAGUUUGGAGUUAGGAGAUCCUGAACUUCCUGGUUGUGAAACAAGAAGCUCAGAAGAACCCCAGCAAUCCAAAGAGCACGUCUACUGCACGGUCUACUGUGUAGCCAAUGAUAACUACAGGAAGCCUUCAGAAACCACACUGGCAUCAGAGCAUGGAAGUCAAUCACCAUCAGAUCUGUCGGAUUUUAUCUCCUCGGCUUCAGAUCCAGGUCUAGAGCCAUACACGUUGAGCGACCUCGCAGACCCUCCAGUGCUGAACAAUGUUCUGUUUGUGGGGAACAAACCGUUACAGUGUCGAGUGUGUCUGGUUGUCAGAUCCAUCAGUUCUAUGCACUGUUGCAAAAACCCUGUGUGUGAAGAGUGUAUGAAAACAUACAUCAGUUCUCAGGUUUUCUCAGGCCUCACAGAGAUCGUGUGUCCGAUCCCAGAGUGCAGCGGAUACCUGGCGGAGUGCGUGGUGCUGGCCCACCUUGCCUCUGAGAAUGUGGCGAAGUAUAAGUACUUCCUGGAACUUAACAGAAUGGACUCAGGAACCAAGACCUGUCCAAAGUGUACCUUGUUCACGUCGCUGAAGAGACGCAGCCUGUCGACGCAAAACAAAGAUGAGCCCAAGUACAAGAUCCAGUGCAGUAAGUGCGAGCUGGUGUGGUGUUUUAGAUGCCAUGCGCCGUGGCACGAGGGUUUGAAGUGCCGCGAGUACAGGAAGGGAGACAAGCUGCUGCGAACGUGGGCCAGCGUUAUCGAGCACGGCCAGAGGAACGCCCAGAAGUGCCCACACUGCAAGGUUCAUAUCCAGAGGGUGGACGGCUGCGAUCACAUGACCUGCAAGCAGUGCAACACGAAUUUCUGCUACCGCUGUGGAGAAAAAUAUCGGCAGCUGCGCUUCUUCGGAGAUCACACCUCUAACCUGAGCGUGUUCGGCUGCAAGUACCGCUACCUGCCUGAGAAACCGCACCUGCGUCGCCUCAUCCGCGGCUCCGUGUGCGCGGGAAAAUUGCUCGUGGCUCCGGUGCUCAUUGUUCUGGUGGUGGUGAUCGGAGCCUUGGCUCUGGUCAUAGGUCUGGUCGCAUUCCCCAUUUACUACAUCUGUAAGAAGAAUAAACACCCCAACGGGCACCCAGAUCACUGCUCAAUGGAGGAUUUUUAAAACCACAACAGCAUGCAAGAAAUUUCCUGGUUUACAAAAGAUGGAACUGAUGCUUCAUGUGAGAGUCGUGCUUUUUAAUCUCCGUUCUCUUUUUAGCGCCUUACAACCUUUUUUAUCCGGGUGUUUCCAGAGAUUAUUCAGGGAUUUGAUGGCGGACAAUAGGAAUUCAGAUCUUUAGCUUUUUUUUCUCACACACACAUACACACACACACACACACACACACACACACACACACUGACACAGUGUGCUGCAUUACAACUCUACUGGAAUGUGUGUGUGUGUGUGUGUGUGUGUGUUCCUGCACUGAAGACAAUAGCUAAAGAUUAGCCGUGGAACCGAAUUGGGAUGCCGUACUGCCUGGGAGAUUAUCACCGUGCCCAUUCGUGUCAGUUCCCAAGGCCUUGUUUACACUUCACGCUAACAUGCAUUGUGGAAACUCGCAUCCAAACACCCGACGCCUGUGGCGAGCCGACCUCGUUUCUUUCCCGCAAUAUAAAAAUACGAAUGCGAGGUGGCGCCAAGGCCCGAGGUUCUACUUGCUUUUCAUUAUCAAGCAGGGGUGCCAAUAUUUACGACAUUUACAUUUAGCCAUAGCACUUUCGAUUAGCUGUAAAGGGGAUAUUCAUUCAUGUUUCUGCUUUUCUGCUCAGCUAAAGCAACCAUUCAGUAAAGAAAAAAAGGAGGCACUCAUGCUGUCGCCGACUAUCGAGGCAACCUGGAAAUCUGGGAAAAGUGUAAUUUUGUGAGAUCCAAACAAGAAGGUGGGAAUGUACCUGUCUCGAGGCAGGAAAGCACAAGUGCUGGUUAUCAUUUAUGUGCUUGGAAUAGAGCCAUCCUGUCCACAGACUCACUGUCAACACUGUCAAAAUUUCAUCUCAUCCUGUCACGAGUUUCUUUUCAGCAUUUUUUGACAGGAUGUGCUUCUGAUGCAGUUCCAACAUAAACACCUCUCAUCAUCUCAUUAUUAACAAAUCACUACACAUUUUAGCAAAAAGGCAAUUUACACUACUGUAAUGUAUAAACUUUACAAGUAUAUACGUACGUGGCAGCGGAGCGUAGACAAGCGCCGGUUUGCGAGUGGAGGGCGGAGCCGAGGGCGGGCGCGGUCUGUUUCGAUGUCGAUUGACCGAUAAAAGAAGACGAGCGAAAAUUGGGCUUUGAAAACAGGAAAAACAGAGAAAAAUGCAUGCUCUAACACCGAGACAACUGAACUCUGGUGAGAGUAAGGCAUCUCACGAGGCAGCCUGCUGACGCAUCGUACGAAAAUUUAAACGCUGCACAAAAGAUUUAAGUUUUAUCAACAUCAUUUCAUUUUUGAGUCUAAAAUACUGGUGAUCAGUAUGGGGUUUUAUACAGUCAUUUGUUAAUGAUUCAACAAGUUACGUACAAAAACGUGACAAUUUACACUCAUUUAAUAUUUAAACUAUACAGUGUGUGUAUAUUUAUAUAUAUGUGUGUGUGUGGCAGUGGGUGCAUGGACGAGCGCCAGUUUUGCGAGUGCAGGGUGAGCGUACGCUCCUACAUUUGCUUGCUGCGCAAAAACGUACAAUAUUUGUACAAUUUCGUCGUAUCGCUAGUCGUCAGAUCAAAAAAGUCGAACCAUCACGACUUGGGGACAUGUUUGUGUAUAUGGACAUACAUAAAUCUGAGAUCUUUGUUUCAUAUAACAGAAAAUAUUGGCACCUCUAAACGUGAUGUAAAUAUGUGAAAAUAUCCAUGUUCGUGGUUCUCACAGACGCAUGCAUUAAAGAAAAUUCGAACACGAAGUGUAAACGAGGCCUGAUGUACAUUCACAUCCACCGUUAGAGUUCCAUAACAAGAACUUCACCACGUACCAGAGGAAGAUCUGCGUUCUUCAGUAUGUGUGUAUAUCUAUUUAUUCUGAGGUUCAUUCUGUAUAAAAUGUACCUCCAGUAUGUUUUGAGCUUUUGCACACAAUAUCUGACACAAUAUGACCUUCGAACCCUAGCCAGUUUAAUCGUCGUUGAUGAGGGGUGACUAUAAAUCGCUUCAGAGGUCCACAGUGUUGAAAAUUAUAACGUAUGUUCUUCACAUGUUGUACACUACUCCAAAAAGGAAGGCACGGUGUUGAACGCGGGCCUCGGUACCGGCCCAAAGCUUCAGUGAUGUUUCAGUGAUGAUGACAAUAGCACUUUUACACGUAAGACACAAUCAGGCCGGGGAGUUUUUGGCACUUUUAUUCUCAGGGAGUGCAUUCGGGGCUUUUCACACACGACUUUUUAACUCCUGCGACUGUCAGGGGUUCGCGCUCAUGUCGAGAAUCGGAUACGAGAAGGUCACAGUGCCAUGAGUCAAGUCCAUGAACAUUUAUUUGAGACCUGCUGUUGCACUCUGCUGCGAGCCAAAGGCCUCCACUAGGCCGCUUUCAGUGGUAUUACUGAUGUAUCUUUUAUCCUCCUGUGCCUUUUAAUAUGCUGUAAAUGGGAUUGUAUUAGAGGGAAUUUUUUUUUUUUUUACGUAUCAUUUGAGUCGUAUACUGUACGAGUCACGAGUGCAUGCACACUUUCCAAAUGAUCCUGUGGUACAUGUAUGAGACCACCGCACAAUCUUUUUUUUUUUUUUAAUCGUUACGAAUUUAGAAAUUAUGAAUACACCUUCUCCUGAUUGUAUGUUUUAUUCGGUCUUUUGUUUUGUACCGCCCCCAAAUCCUUUUACACUUUCAAUGCUUAAUCUUGUAGGCUGCUGCACUUUAUCUUUCUAUCACGUCAGUCCACUUCGGCAGACAGCGGGUUAUUACUGUAUGUGGAAUUAAACAGGGCUGCCAAGAUUUGUUUAUUCAACAUCAGGACGUGUUAAGAGGGACUCAGAUGUCUGGUUUUGGCCUUAAUGCUAAUAAUAAAAGGUUAUACAAUACAACCAACA